AUGCACCAAACAGUAUCACACGCCAAUGGAAAUCUCUCCUCACGAGCGAACGCCUUCUCUGUCGAAUCGUUGAUAUCCUCAGGACACACAAACCAACAGACAUCGAUUACAAGAAUGGCUGCUUCCACAGGACGCAGAUCACCCGAGAGCGGAGAGCACGGUGAGUUUCUCCACCGCAAUCGGGUGGUCGAACUCACACACAUUUCCAUUUGCUCCUUCAUCACUUUAUUUCUUACCUUCCCCUUCUCAGAUCCAGCGACUGAAGCGUUAGGAUCAAUGCAGGCCAUGCAGAGCCGAGUGGGUUCUACAGAAACACUGGAAUGCGAAGAUAUCGUUAUUGAACUCCAGAUGCGUGAUUUAUGGCAGCGUUUCUUUGAGUUGGGAACCGAAAUGAUAAUUACCAAAGCAGGCAGGUAGGAUAAUAACCACUAUUUAAGUCUCUUCUAUCUCUAUGAAGUGAACCUAAAAAUGCAUCGACACAAGGCUCAUUUUACGUUAGAAAUAUCGUGCAGUAUUUGUGAUGAAGUCCCUCAGUCAGACAAUGCGUCUAGAAGAAAUGAUUCAACGGUGAAUGAAUUUCUCAUGUCUUGCUGUUGUACGUUUUCCGCGUUGCCGUUCUAAAGUUUCGAAUGCUUUGGCAACGCCAGGUCGCGAACAGGAAAGAUUCACAGUAACUCCUAAAGGAGGUACAGAUUCCUCUAAAAUUUACCGUUUUUUGUCAUCAUUCAUUUAAAUAAACAACCAUGCAGCAGCUUUUGAUACUGACGGAAACGACUGAGACAAGGAAGACCACUGAAAUCCGGGCGUAAAAUUCCUUGCCCUUGGCAUUCCAAUGUGGGCGUUUUUUGAGAAAAACCUAUGAUUUACAUUGUCACACUAAAUGAUAAUAGAAAAGCUAGUGACAGGAUUCUACAUGGACACUGCCCGGAACUCCGUUGGUAGAAAAUUAAAGAUAUCAGUAUUUGUUGAUCGCUUAAGACUCGAAAAUCAGAGGAAAAUUCUCAGGGUUAUAAACAACUGAUAAGUGAGCUAAGCUCUUCCGUUGUUCACACUUCUGGUUUCUGUAUCUUUGCACUGUCACUUGAGCUAUGAAAUUAAGCUUUUAAAAUUAAAUGGUACAAAAUUGCCAUAAAAAGUCAGUUCCACCCUAUAGAGCCUUGGCCUGUAUCUUUGCGUGAUCAACCUACGUUGUUUUUCGGAUAGCCAAAGCAGAGACGAGAUUGAAAUGAAACGCAUGCAGCGAGCAUGUAUUAUUUUCCAUUAUUCCCUGGCUUACGAGUUGAUUGAAAGUCAUCAACAGAGGUCGUGGUUUUGAAAUGUUAUCCAAACUAUGGGAAGUUCUGCUCACAAGACGAACGUAUCGCCCAGUGUCCGAUUGAGCAAAAGAUCCAUCGAAAUGAAACAAAUGUGUUACCAGGAGAAAGGAAUGAAUAAUCGCGAAAUGUGAAACCGAACAUCUUUAAUCGAAAUAUUUGGGUUUUUUUUGUCCCGAUUUUUCCUUUCUUUUAGCUGUUUUCUUCAGUUUAGUGUCAUUUUUUUUGUAUUUGCUCGUUUCCUAGAAUAAAAUCUUGUGAUGUGCUCUGAUCAAGUCUGUUAAAUUUCAAAUAGGUAUCGUAUUUUAAGCGUCCAGUCAAAAUUGUUCCCUAAAUUGUCAGAUUGAAAACUGACGCGCUAAUAUCUGUUGUGGUCUUUUUUUAGCCUUUAUCAGUGGCAAUUUAACUUGAUGAAAACAUCGCUCUGACGAUUGGAGUACUUAACUCUUCAAAGAAGCUGUUACACCUCAAAUUUAGGAAUGAUAACCUCAAAUUCAUUAGAACAGAUCUGGUGUAGAAAAUUUCUCAUCCAGUGGAAUGAACUCUUACGAUGUUUGAAAUGCCACUCAUCUAAGUUCCUUAGCGUCCUAACGAAAAUUUUUUUGCACCCGUCUUGCAUCAAAUGCGAUCUGGCUUUCAAGGCACUUGGCACGGAUUAUCCAAAUUAAUUAAAAGGGUGGCCACGGCGAAGGUUAUCCAGAAUGAUUGAAGUACUAAACAUCCUACAAAACAGGAAAAAAGCUGUUCUAAUUAAAUUCGGUUGAAGGGUCGUUUAGCUGUCCAAGGAAGGAACGUCACGUCAAAUAAGAUUACCCAGAUGUUUUGAGAAGGUAGAGCGAAACAUCUGCACGAGGAAUGUUUUGAGUCAUAUCUAUGUUAGAUGUCGAACCUGUUUUGGGCAUGAAGGUCAGUUUUGAUACUUUGCUUCAUCACCGAUUUCAGAUUUUCUCCACGGUCGCGAAUUAAAUCGUAUACGUAUACACGUUCCCAUUUCAACGAAUAAAUGAAUGAAUAGAUAAGAGAUUGAAUGAAUCAGUGAAUGACGAACGAGAAAAUGAUUGAAUGAGUGAAGAAAUAAAGACCGAGAAAAUAAUAAAAGACCUUUAGACUUUAAUAGUUAAUAUGAUAUUCAUCCAAAAAAACCUUACUGAAUUUUCUCUUAAUAUAUCUAGCUCAAAUGAAUGUUAAUUGCUGUUGUAAUUUUCUGUGCAAGGCGCAUGUUUCCCGCCAUCCGAGUCAAAGUUUCCGGACUGGAUCCCAAAAGUUACUACAUGCUCAUGAUGGACAUAGUACCGCUGGACAACAAACGUUACAGGUGAGGACGAUGGUAAGCGUAAGACUCAAAUCCAAGAACAUGAUCUAACAAAGUACUCACAGGAUCCUUGAUUGAACGAUGCUACAAUUAGAAACAAGAGAGAUGGUAAGAUCCGAACAGCAGGACGCGUGUCAUAUGAACUUCGUAAUAAACCACGCUCACCGUGGAGUCUCUGUGGCUCAGUGGUAGAGCAUCGAAGCGCGGAAUCCGAAGGUCUGAGGUUCGAUUCCUCAUGGGGACUCAGAAUUUUUUCUUUGUCCCACGCUCGUGACAAAACGAAAAAAACUUCUUUCGUUAUGCUUCAAUUGUUCAAAGAUUUCCCUCGUGACAUUGCUUUUGGGUCCGUUGGUUUUCUGCGACAUAGAAAAUUACCUUACAAAGAAACUGUGUGACAAUAAUUCGCCACAAUGGGCAAACAUUAUGGCGGUAAAGCUCACUAAAGGUGGUAUAGAAUGAAUUUCAUUUACGAGGAGGAAAUUGUCAACUUGAAAAGUUGAGGCUGAAUUUUCGAGACGCAGUAACCUUCACGGAGCCUUUUUAAUUUGUUCAAAGACAAAUUGAUCUAAGCACCAUUUAUCGCUGAUAUAAGCCGUGAGCAAACUUAACAGCAAAGCACACUACAACAGGAAUGACACAAACAAUAUUUAUCAGUAAUUUUGUCGCGAGUUCCUUCAUUGAGGGGUAAGUUAUAUGAUUCAUUUAACUCACAGGUAUGCAUACCACAGUUCCAAAUGGGUUGUGGCGGGAAAUGCGGACGCGCCGAUGCCAGGCCGGGUGUAUAUUCACCCGGAUUCUCCCGCGCUUGGCGAGGAGUGGAUGAGACAAGUAGUGUCAUUUGAUAAAGUCAAACUGACCAAUAACGAGCUGGAUCAACAAGGACAUGUGAGUGGAUUUAUGCAUUUUGUCGGUACUGUCGCUGUAUCAUUUGAUGAUACUUUAUUAAACUGUUCGGAUCAGUGUUAAAAUGGUGAACGGUUAAAAUGGAAACUCUUCCCGCCUGCGUACAACCGUUUGUGUGCUCACAUAACAAUAAUUGUAUUAGCUUUCAUCAGGAGGAAAGAAGACCCUUAAAGUUCGAGUUUAAACUUAACAAUGCCUUUCUCCAUUUUAAGAUCAUACUUCACUCCAUGCACAAAUAUCAACCAAGAAUUCACAUAAUAAAGAAGAAAGAUACCUCAGACACGGUUGCUGUGGACGUAGAGAAGCCGUCUUCCUUGAGGAAGACGUUCGUCUUUCCUGAUACCGUUUUUACGACGGUUACCGCGUAUCAGAAUCAACAGGUACCGUAUAUCAAGCAUUGUUCCCAACACCCAUUAGUUUGUAUAAAGCUAAUACAGUUUACCGAGUAUGGGUUUCGUGCUUUACGCCAGUCAAUGAUUACUGUCUUCAAAUUGGAAAGUAGUUUAAUUCCCGCUGAUGGCUUUGACAGUGGCUAUACCUAAAAAUGGGACUUUUCGUACAGCUGAUAGAUACAAACAGCACAAAUACAGCAUUGACAGAUAACAUUCUCGGCAAAAUUCUCUCAUUUACCAGUUUUUUUCUUUUUUUGAGACAAUGCAAGCAAUCGAGAAUGCUAUAAUUUAUAAAUAUGUAUUUUAUUCUUGUUUUAAUCAUUUAUUUCGGUUAUGUCGUUUUCGCGAAAGCAUUUUCAUAUUGUUUAGGAAAGUUAAACAAUGUUUUUAGAACGAUGUAUUUUUUGGUGGUAGCACCAAAAAGGUGUCAAAAUCCAUCAGGGUGUAAAUUUAACAUCUACAACAACAACAACGUGUUUAUCGCUUCAUCGUUUUGGUCGAUUUUCAAAGGCAACAUUGGCUAAAAUAAAAUAGCGACGGCUGACGUCCCAAAGUAGGCUUUAUUGAGUUUGUUAGUCCUCAUUAGCUUUUGCUUCAAGCUCGAAGAGACCCAUAUUAAUCUAAUAUCCUUGUACACCAUCAAUUUGGAACUGAACAGAAAUUGUCUGAAAAUAAUAUUUUAAUGAUUUUCUGAAGGAUUAUCUUAAAAAGCCCUGCUUUUUAUUCUCCUGACGAACAAACAAAAUCAGUUUCAUCGGAAAGGCGAUUUGAUAGGUCAAAGACUUGAAAGUCCGCAUUUGUCCCUAUCGGUUUCGUCUCGUCAAAACUUCUGUUUUUCUCAUUAGAAGGUUAAUUCGCGUGUGUGGGCAGAUGUUCUAAGAACAAGACUCCUUCAUCGUUUGCCUUUGAGACGUACCGUGUUAUUUCAUUCAUAACUUUGAUUCUGGUUGCCAAUCGCUUUCCUAUACGUUAUGAUGUCUUUUUGCAAAAUUAGAGUGGUGGCAUUAUUAACCGUUGCACUUGGGGCGACUAUCAAUAGUAUUAAACGUGGUGAAAGCAUCAAAACAACACUCCAGUAAAGACUUAAAGGGUGUUUUCCUUUGAUCAGGCGCUAACAGUAUGUUUUUAUAAUUCACUUUCGGUAAAUAUAUCCCGGCUGGAGUAAUUUCAAUUCUCGUCCGGUCGCUUAAGCGUUGAUUACUCCAUCGAUGUAACGAUAAUGCGCACGGCUCCUUUGAUCUGGGGAAGUAUUUUACAUUAAUUUUGUUAAUGGCCUCAAUUAUGACUUAUUUUUCCUCUUGCCGCCGUAUUUAAGAGACAAUAGAAGUAUUUUUAUGAUGUUGUUUGGUGAAUAAACGACAUGUUAUUUGCUUAAUUCACGAACCCUAAAACGACAAUCAUUUUUAUACUCGAUAUUUUCCUAAAAACAGUCUUUUUCUCGAAGGCAUCAAGAAGAAGCCGUUUGAAUUAAAAAUACUAAUUUCUCACAUUUUUCAUUGGCCCAUGGUGCUUCCUUUUUUAUAUAUAUAUUUCUUUGCGGAUAAAAAUAGGAAAAAAUACAAGGAAAAAACUCGGAAAGAACCCUUUACUCAGAAAAACACAGUCAGCAUAUUGGGAAAGAUACAGUAUGAGUAGUCUUUCAGCUCUAAAAAAAUUCACUUCCAUUUUAUUAUAUAUAUAUAUAUAUAUAUAUAAAUAUUAUGAGAGGAAAAAAGGACGCAACUACAUUUCCCGACAAGCCUGUUUCGUGAAUCGCUUCACUCUUCAGGGAUUUAAACCCCUGAAGAGUGAAGCGAUUCACGAAACAGGCUUGUCGGGAAAUGUAGUUGCGUCCUUUUUUCCUCUCAUAAUAUUUAUUCUGCUCUGCUUCAACGUAUUGAGCACUGUUCCACGCGAAAAUCGACUUGCAGACUUCCUAUAUAUAUAUAUAUCACUUUUUUCAUCCAUGAACUGAAACAAGACACGGGUUAUGACGGCUUUGACUUAGAAUUUCUUUCAUUUUCUUUUUAGCCAAAGAACUCUAAGUUUGCUAAACUUUACCUCGUCUGUCUGUAAGACUGUUUCGGUAAAUGGAUUAAUUAAAGAGUUGUGACAAAUAACAUUACAUUAUAUUGCAUUUUUUUAGAUUUGCUUUGUGCGUAAAUCUGACUGGAGAUUUCGUUCUAUUCCAGAUAACUCGAUUGAAGAUUGACAGUAAUCCUUUUGCAAAAGGAUUUAGAGACUCGGGCCGAGUCAGGUGAGUAACAAGACUUGUACUUAAAUUUGCCACAAAUAUUUCAGUUGGGUAUAAGAAUAGGUUGCCUAAAAAUUUCGUGUUGACAAGAUCAGCCACAAACCUGUAUGAAGCGGUCUCCAACGGGGAAUAGCGGGAUGACCUCUUAAUAAAAAAAAACGAUACACAACGCCCCUUCAUGUCAAAAUUGAUUACUCAAUGUACAGAAUGUCGCUUAAAAAUACUACUUACUUUGAUUUUGGGGAAGAAACAUGGAUUUAAAAUUACUUUAGAGAUUAUUUUUAUAGUUCCGCUAUAAGUGACCGUUGGAUACAGGUGGAAAAUAAUGCAAAAAGGCUGGGUGACCACUUAAUUGAAGGUCCAUUUACCAACUUGGAUAUGCUUUGAUAUUGUGCAAAAUCGAUUUAAAAGAAGUUUUUAUUUAUUGUGUUUUUAUAUAAACAGGGAUCCAAUGGAAGAGAUAAUGCAAGCUUAUUCAUACUUUAGACCAACCGCAGGAAGAACUUUACAUUAUUCAAACUUCAGGGGAAGAGAUGAACAGCUUAGUUCCGGUGAGUCGACAGUAUUUGGAUCUCUUCUCCUUAUAUCGAUCUGGUGGUUGCGUUUUUAAAACUGACCAAUUCACAGUUUAUUCCUUCCCAUGACAAAAAACUCGGAUCCCGAUUGAAAAAAAUGCCUCUUUAAAAGGUGUUUCUUUUACCUCCAUUAAAGGCACGACUACAAUCAGGAGAUAACGGCAAGGAGUGUGUCUUCCGAUUGCCCUUUCGACCACAUUCAGAGCCGCAUUGAUAUGCUCUCGUCAUGUUUAUCUCUUCAUUUUUAUUAUUUUUCCUUUUGGGCAGAUCAAGGUUCUUGUUCCCCGCAUGCAUCAGUCCCUGUACCAUCUCCUUAUCAGAGUGUUCCUCUAAGUCCUACGAUGCCGCCUCAGACAUCAACAUGUCAUUCAAAUACUGCUUUCUCUGCCUUCAAUGCGUGCUUAUCGUCAUUACCGCACGGCGCCAUGUUACCUACUCAGUAUCAUGUGACACCCUACUGCUCCGCCACAGAAACGUACGGCCACAUGCUCCACACAGCGGUGUCACCGUUUUCCACCCGCGAACCCAAUGCUGUGGUCAGCCAAUCAGAUACGGGCAUCCCACUUAGCCCAAUUGUUACUCAUCAGGCGAGUGGCUUUCAAGGAAAUACGUAUGCUUCUCCACAUGCGUUCACGACACAUACAAUGUGAAUUUCACGAGUCCUUAUUUUCGUUGUGUACUUUUGAUUUAAAAAGGUAUUUUAGAAAUCAUCAGUUAGUUCGCUUGAUAUUGAACAAGCAUCGAUAAUUCGAAAUAUUUUUUAUGAGACAGUUGGAAUAGUUUACCAGACUGAUAUCAGGUGUAAAUAUUGUAAGUUAAAUCAUUAUAACAAGAAAUUGUUACAGUUUCUUAGGUUACCGGCAGAACCUUUUUUAAAAAUUUAAAGACAAUUAUUUGUGAUUAUGAAUAUCAGAAUAAACCAUGUGUUGAUUUUUGUAGUUUGGAAUAUCAAUAAGGAUUAUUUUUGAUGCUGGGUGGAAGAGAGGAACCCAACAAAUUUUGCCCUUUUAUUUGUUCAGUCAGCGAGCUUACUAAAACUUGGAAAAUGAUA
Messenger RNA from Pocillopora meandrina, 7779 nucleotides. The record is from the annotation of a GenBank genome assembly. Lineage: Eukaryota; Metazoa; Cnidaria; Anthozoa; Scleractinia; Pocilloporidae.